AUGCUGCCAACGUGUAGAAAGAACACUCUAUUUAACCUGGAAUGGCUGGAGUCGCAAGGCCUGGAGUUAUCGAAAGAAGAGGCGCUUCCAGUCGAUGCGUACACUCAAAAGGAAAGAUGGAAGUCAGUUAAGCCACCAACGAGGGCUAAAUCCCAUGACGAUCCAUUACUUCGGUUUCUACAAUACGAUGGGAAAGUUUUAACAUUCAACGUCGUCUGGGAUGAUCGUGAUUCCGCAUUUGGUGAACUCAAGAAUUAUAAAAUGUUAUACUUCCUUCAGGAUGAUCGUAUUGCAUUCAAGGAAAUCCACGACGGAAAAGGAGGCAAAGACCCAUUUCCAUUGCUGCUCAAGAAGAUUAAGCUACCAAAGAAAUGGAAAGAAAAACCCGUUUCUUUCCCGUCAUGUGUCUUGGAGACUACUGAAGAAGAAAUAAGUGCUGAGUAUUACUCACCAAAGGAUCUGAUUGUUGGCCAGACUAUUUAUGCGCUUGGACGGAGGAUGCUCAUCUGCGAUUGCGAUUCCUUCACUCGAAAUUAUUACAAGUCAAUGCUGAACAUUCAACAGCCUCCGCCCGUCGAAGUUCACCAUGAGACGAAGAAAGAGUUUCCCAAGAGUAUUCCACCACACAUUGGCAUUGGAUCUCCGGAGGAUACUUUAGGUUCCUGUUUCGGUCUCAUACCGAAACCUCCGCACAAAGACGUAAUCAAAUACAACCUGAAUGCUAAUAAGAAUUUACGUUACUUAUGCGAACUGGACUGGAUCCAUCCUGAGGAUAAAGGCAGGCAGUUUGUAUUGUCGUACAGUCUCGCUGACGGCUCUAUCAAGAUUGGUGAAAUCCCGCGCAGGAAUUCUGGUAUCACCGGCAGAAAGUUUCUUAAAGCUAUGAAAUUGCAAACGCCAGAAUCCGAUCCCAAUUUCCCCACAUACUACACUCCGGAUAGAUUCUAUAUCGGUGGAAUAGUGAUAGUAUUCAAGCAUCGUUUCAAGAUCAUUGGUUGUGACCUGUUCGUUUAUCGGUACAUGACUGCAAACCCUGAAAAGUUCCCACAGGAGGUCAUCGAUAAUGUUCGCAAUUAUCACAUGCGAGAGGGCAAUUUGAAGGCUGACUUAGAGUCGGCUGUCCAAGAAGAGCAAGCCGAGGAGGUUCGUGCACAAUUGGCUAAGAUAGGCUCAGCGGCUGUCGCCGAACCGAGUGCCAUGGAAAGGUGCCUCACCGCUCUAAGUGUGGUAGAAGGCAGUACCUCCCCGCCGCGCCCUCCCACUCCACCUAUGACCACAGACGUUCUUUCUUACGAUGACACACUGCGGGUCUCUCGAGCCAGCAAACCAACUUGUGACAACAUCAUCCCGCUGAAGGGUAUUCUGAAAUCGGGUGCUGCCAGGGAUGACCACCAAAAAGUGGUAUGCUUCAGUGGUCCUGCAGCAGACGAACACCGUGAGCUAACUAAGCCCAAAAUAUCAUAUCCUCCUGGACAGCAGCCGCACUACGAUGACGACCCAGACUUCUGCGCACAACUUAAGGAUGAGGAGGACAUAGCACGCGCAGGUCGCCGCGCCCGCGAUGAGUGCGCUUUCGAAGUUAUCCCAGGAGCCCAACAGGUUACACCUGUUGGCGAAGAAAAAGUUGAAAAUAAGCUGCCUGGUUAUCUCGGCACUUUUGACGUGGACUGUAAAGAGAUUCCAGACUACAUGCGGAUGCCUCCCGACGCCUUCGAACGCGUGAAGAACUUACGUCGUGAAGUUCCCGAAAUAUCACCAGCGGCGGUUCGUGUAGCUGACUAUCCUCACCUUCCGCCGCCUCCUCUCGGCGAAUGCGUUAAUCCUCCACCCGAAGCAACUGGGCCUUGUGCGCCAAAGAAAGAGGAAGAUGUGUCCUUUGCUUGUCCUCAUGUAGAACCGCAAAAACCUUGCUGCGAUCCUUUUCAACGAGACACAGAACCGAGUCCUUGUUGA
This is a messenger RNA of Arctia plantaginis, 1953 nucleotides long. The record is from the annotation of a GenBank genome assembly. Lineage: Eukaryota; Metazoa; Arthropoda; Insecta; Lepidoptera; Erebidae.